Penicillium macrosclerotiorum is the source of this 198-nucleotide messenger RNA. RefSeq lists its product as uncharacterized. Lineage: Eukaryota; Fungi; Ascomycota; Eurotiomycetes; Eurotiales; Aspergillaceae. The record is from RefSeq and is a predicted model, not a curated record. The transcript has a single exon. The coding region runs from base 1 to 198 and encodes 65 amino acids.
AUGCCCAACGUCGCCCAACGAUUGGCAUGCAAAACCUCCGAGGCUGGGGCUGGUGAUCUGCGGCGGAAACGCCCGGUGGUCGAUCUGCAUGACACUGAGAGCAUCAUGGAGUGGGCCAGCAGGGCCAGCAAAGUCCGUCUGACCAGUAUGGCCAGCCAUAUCCAGCUCCAUUGGUGCAACCCGGGGGCGGAGGGCUAG